This is a messenger RNA of Neomonachus schauinslandi (Hawaiian monk seal), 816 nucleotides long. Its product is annotated as olfactory receptor 4Q3-like. Gene Ontology annotation, biological process: G protein-coupled receptor signaling pathway. Gene Ontology annotation, cellular component: membrane. Gene Ontology annotation, molecular function: olfactory receptor activity; G protein-coupled receptor activity. NCBI's taxonomy places the organism in Eukaryota, Metazoa, Chordata, Mammalia, Carnivora, Phocidae. The record is from RefSeq and is a predicted model, not a curated record.
AUGGUAUUGAUAAUGGUAACAGUGGGAACUGAUGCCCGCCUGCUCCAAUCUCCUAUGUACUAUUUUUUGGGCCAUCUGUCCUUCAUUGACCUAUGCCUGACCUGUAUUACCGUGCCUCAGAUGUUAGAUUUUCUACAGCAGGGGAAGAUCAUCUCUUUUUCAGGAUGCUUGGCCCAGAUCUACUUCUUGCACUUUCUAGGAGCCAGUGAGAUGUUUCUGCUGACAGUCAUGGCCUAUGAUAGGUAUGUUGCCAUAUGUCAUCCUUUGCACUACCUGUCAGUCAUGAACCGCCAGCUGUGCUUUCAGUUGGUUUUUGCCUGUUGGUGUGGGGGUUUCAUCCACUCCAUCACACAGGUCACACUGGUGAUCCAGCUGCCCUUCUGUGGUCCCAGUGAACUGGACAACUUCUACUGUGAUGUCCCACAGGUCAUCAAGCUAGCGUGCAUGGACACAUAUGUGGUAGAGGUGCUGAUGGUCUCAAACAGUGGUCUGCUAUCUCUCGUCUGCUUCUUGGUCUUGCUAUUCUCUUAUGCCAUCAUCCUGAUCACCCUGAGAACUCUUCCACCAGGGCCAGAGCAGGCACUCUCUACCUGUGCCUCCCACCUAACAGUGGUCAGCCAUUUUGUGCCCUGUGUAUUCAUCUACCUGAGGCCUUUCCGCAGCUUCUCUGUGGAUAAGAUGUUCUCCAUCUUUUACACAGUGAUCACACCUAUGUUGAACCCUCUCAUCUACACACUCAGAAAUACUGAAAUGAAGACAGCCAUGAAGAAGCUGAGAAAAAAGCAUGUGGCAUCCUUCUGCCAUAUUAAAGGAUGA